Messenger RNA from Linum tenue, 768 nucleotides. The record is from the annotation of a GenBank genome assembly. Lineage: Eukaryota; Viridiplantae; Streptophyta; Magnoliopsida; Malpighiales; Linaceae.
AAAACUAUUAAUGAAAUUUACCUAAAAAAAAUCAAAACAUUUAAAACAAUAGAGAAAAAAGAGAAUUAAGAGAAUGAGAGAGACAGAGAGGUGUUCACACAUUCAAUUCUUUAUUACUCAUGAUCACACCUCUCUCUCUUUCCCUCAUUCCAUCAAUAUCAUAUUGUGUAUUUCAAUUGCUAAUCAGCUUUAUUGAAGUAAAAGAAAGCAUUUGAUUAUUACAUAACUAAAACCUUUUUUAUUUUUUUCAUCUACCCUCAAUAGAUUGAUGGUUUGUUUUUCAUUCUAAACUCUCUCUCGUGUUUCCUUCUACUCUGCAAUUUAACAUAUGUAAAGAAUAAGAAAAUCGUCAAUUGCAAUGGCGAAUUGGAAAAGGAUGAUGCAUCCCGUAAAAAAAGUAUGGAAGGGUGUUACUGUGCGACUAAAGUUUCGCAAGAGAGGGAUUAGUAAAUUGAAACAAGAUGUGAGAGCUUCCAAGUACAAUGAUGUUCACGUUAUGUGGGAUAUGCUAAAAGAAAAUCAAGUAGAAGUCUCGAAGACGGACAAAGCUGGUCAUAUUUGGAAACAAUGUGGCUAACCCCCCCCUAUGGGUGAGGGUCAUCUCCUAAUUAUAUGAACCUAUUGGCUUCAAUGCACUUGCAAUCCUUUUCAUAGGUCUCAUCAUAUGCUUUGGGGGCUCUCUAGGUACUUCUUGUAUGGAUAAACAGAUCCUUUUAGCAUGCUCAAUUGCCUUUUGUCAAGGUCUCUCAAUGUUUUAUUCUUUUGGAU